CACAACAACAACGCCGCCCAGACGUCGCGUCUGCCACAAAAAGGACCCUUACACAAGCGAAAAGAACCGCGUUGGCGUUAAGACAUCACCUGUACCUCUAUAGUAAUUAUAAGCGUGUGGUUCAUCCACAAUCAGAGAGCUGGUGUUUUACUUUUGGGGAAGUUGCUCUGUUGUCAUGGCAUAGCAGGGAUACAGAUGUGUUGAGUCGCAGAGGCAGUGAUGGUUUAUCACUUUCACACCAUGGCUCGCAGGAGAAAGAGGCACAGGGCCAAGGUGGCCAUCGAUGAGGCCAAUAAACGUCCCACUCUCCCGUAUUCUUCCCAUGCGCCAGUCAACGUGGUACAGCAGUCCCUGCUCUCUCGAUUCUAUCCUGAGGUCCUCACGCUGAGGGAGUAUCUGCUUGUGAAGCUUCCUAGCAACUCUAGGAUCCGAAGGAAGAAGGUGUUGACAGCUGGCAGAAGAGAUCGCGACCAGAGUGAUAGAGAGACUGCAAUAGAUGAUGCAGAUAGCCUUGGGCCGUUUCUUGACUCAACCCUAGUUGGUAUACCUCAUCACAACCCACAGAGUGAGCAGCGGACGACCAGGUGGAAUUCCUUCACGAACCAGGCGGAUUUAUCUGGGUUGGACGCAACUAUGACCUCUAUCGACCUUGGACACUCGCAAUCUGAGAUUGUCGACUUUGCAGUAUGGUUGCUCUUCAACAACAGCACGAGGGAAAACACCUCUAUCAAACACCUCCUUUGUCAAGGAUUUAGCAAAAUCCCGUCUGCAGGGCGUAUGGAUGCUAACAAUGCAGCUGUUCGCAGACUUGUACCAGUGUUUCCCAACAAGCACUUCGAUGAGCUCAAGUUGGACCCUUGGCCGCAGGUGCUAGGCUUAUUGGGAAAGGGCGGAGACCGUGUCAUGAUCGAUUUGCUAGUUGACUGUGGGAUAUUUCUUGCUGCUGGUAAUGGGCGUGGCAAUUACUUUCAGAUAUGCGGUUUGCCGCUCGGAGACCUCCAAAUCCUGGAUCAAGGUGGACGAAGCGAACUGUCAGGCAGGACACCGACCCUACCGAUAGAUAGGAACCCUUCAAGCAUAGCCUUCCUACGAAGCAAAAUCCUUUAUGCACGGCCAACACUGAAUUCUAGAGGCGCUGUGACAUUCGGUCUGCGCCAUAUCCAUGUCCUGAACCGUUAUCCCUCAGCCUGUUUGGAAGAAGGGUCCAUUCAUCGAAACACGCUCCAGGUCAUAAAGUACAUAUUCCCCAGGCAGUUUGGCCUUCACAAUGUCUUUGAUUCUGUCGUCGAUUUCCGCGAGACUGUCCACCCGUUUAAGGAUUAUACUCUUCGUGAGGACGAGAUCCGUAGGUUGCCUCCAAACCACAAGGGCGCAUCUUCCACCAGAAUUCCCAGGCGACUGAGAGGGCCAUUGGUGAGCCUCGUGCGAAAACUACAGAUAUUACACGAAAGAUGCCCUUAUGGCCAAUUAGUUGCACAUUACUGUCCAUCAAAUGCACUUGCAACCUUUCCGCAACCCUCGAACGACGAUGCUUCACGGAACUUUCGAACCCAGAAAUCAACACCAGGAAGCCAUAAUGGGACUGGCCCCACGCUGGUCCAUCUCCCUAAGAAACCAAAAAAGGAUAGCAUCAUGGAACUUGCCACCCCCAGUGCAAACGUGUCAGCAUUUUGCCGUGCUGUGCUGGGAAGAGUGAUUCCAGACGAGUUCUUUGGAACUGGCGAGGACCAGGCACACAAUAUACAGGUGCUGAUGAGGAACGUGGACCGAUUUAUUGAACUGAGGAGGUUCGAAACAAUUUCUCUCCACGAUGUGACGCAGGGAAUGAAGAUUUCCACCGUUCCGUGGCUAAACUCGGAGAACAUCAACAGCUCACAACCAGACACCCGCAAGAAAUGGGAUAUGUUUUACGAGUUCAUGUAUUACAUAUUCGACUCCUUGAUCAUCCCUCUGAUUCGAUGCAAUUUCCAUGUCACGGAAUCUGGCGUACACCGCUAUCGCAUAUUCUUCUUCCGACAGGACGUCUGGCGCAAUCUGGCUGAGCCGGCGAUGACAUCAUUAAAGCUCGCGAUGUUUGAAGAAGUCGAUAUAAACAUUGCUAAUUCAGUAUUGGACUCGCGCACCAUUGGCUUCAGCCAGAUCAGGCUCCUACCAAAAGAGAAGGGUGUCAGGCCCAUACUGAAUCUUCGACGACGGCAGCUUCGGCGAGACUCGAAGAGAUCACUUGGACCUAGUAUCAACUCGACAUUGGCCCCGGUGUAUAAUAUGUUGACUUUUGAAAAGAACCUAUCACCCGCGAAGUUUGGCUCUACUCUCUUCUCUGUCGGCGACCUGUACAACAAAAUCAAAAAGUUUGCGGAAGCAAUCAAACCCGUGAGCAAUCUAUACUUUUGCAAAGUCGAUGUGCAAUCCGCAUUCGACACGAUACCCCAGGCAGCUGUCGUCAAGCUCAUAUCCGCCUUGCCAACGAGCGACGAAUACCAGAUCUCCAAGCACGUCGAGGUAAAGCCAGGAGAUGGAUAUCGGCAUGGGCAGGCGAAACCGAUCCGCAAAUGGACUUCUCUGGCCAGGGCGGCAGGUGACCAACCGUUUGACUUGAUGACCAACGGCAAGAAUACCAUCUUUACUGAAAAUCUUGCGGUCCAGAGCCACAGCAAGGACCAGCUUCUAUCUCUGCUUUCGGAACAUGUCCAGAGAAACCUGGUCAAGAUUGGGAAGAAGUUCUAUCGGCAAAAGAAGGGGAUUCCCCAGGGAUCCGUUAUAUCUUCAUUGCUGUGCAAUUACUUUUACGCCGACUUGGAAGCGAAGCAUCUGUCAUUCCUUAAUCCCGAUGGAAGCUUGCUGCUGAGGCUUAUUGAUGACUUCUUGCUAAUCACGAUCGAUCCCGAGCAUGGUAGACGGUUUAUCCAGACGAUGCACGAUGGGCUUCCAGAAUACGGGGUUUCUGUUAAUCCCGAAAAGACCCUCGUCAACUUUGAGACAUCCAUUAAUGGUCAGAAAGUCAAGCGACUGGUCAAGGGCAAAGAGUUUCCGUACUGCGGCACGUUUAUUAAUACGAAUACCUUGCACAUAUCCAAAGAUCGAGAGAGACAUAAGGACCUGGCUGUUGUCGACUCUCUGACAGUUGAGUUUUCAAAGACGCCGGGCAAGACAUUUCACCGCAAGGUCCUCAACUCGUUCAAGAUACAAUGCCACGCUAUGUUUAUGGACACAACGUUCAAUUCGCCGACGGUCGUCGCAAGAAACAUAUUUGAGAGUUUCGUCGAGUGUGCGAACAAGAUGUGCGCAUACACGAGAUGCCUUCCAACGCAGAAACAGCCUGGCGCGGAUAUCAUCAUUCGAACGAUUGUCGGUCUGGUAGAUCUCGCGUUUCUUUUGAUUAAGAGCAAAGAGAAGAAUCCGAAGAACUUGGCUUAUCGAUGCGCGAUAUCCAAGACGGAGAUUCGAUGGCUUGCCCUGCGAGCGUUUCAUAGCGUUUUGAAACCUCAACAGAGUAGGUAUAGGGAGGAGAUGAUGUGGUUAGAUGAUCAGUUGCAGCCGUGGGCGGCGAGGAGGGGAUAGGAGGCGUUUAGAUGAGGAAUAUUUAGGCGGCAGGAAUUACUGUCCCCUCCUCAACAUCUUCUUAAUCAGCCGCUUGAACAGUCCUUUAAAUGUAGACCGAAGUCCGGGUAAAUGGUGGUAGUGAGCCGCUCCGGCAGCGUAAGUCAUGGUAGCAAGUUGAUAUCGGAGGACGUCAAACCACUCUUGGGCCGGUUCCUGGCUUCCCAUGUGCCUCCAUUCCCCAUCUAGCUGCGCUGACAGGUUGUGGAAAUGUCGUUUGUGACUAGCUUGGAGUUGGUCUAGUUUGGGGAUUUUAUGGGUAGACCGCGGUCUCCUGUUAUCGAUUUACGGCUAAACACCAAAGCUGCAGAGUCUAUUUUGUGGGAAACGGGUCUUUCCACAUUCUGUCCUAAUUUUAUUUCCUAUCCGUAAAGUCUAUAGUUCUCCAUUAACUUACCAUCGG
Molecule: messenger RNA, 4003 nt
Organism: Pseudogymnoascus verrucosus
Lineage: Eukaryota; Fungi; Ascomycota; Leotiomycetes; Thelebolales; Thelebolaceae
Exons: 7
Coding region: 220-3561 (1113 amino acids)
Biological process (GO): telomere maintenance via telomerase
Cellular component (GO): telomerase catalytic core complex
Molecular function (GO): telomerase RNA binding; telomeric repeat DNA binding
Source: RefSeq, a predicted model, not a curated record